Messenger RNA from Apis florea (little honeybee), 2169 nucleotides. RefSeq lists its product as uncharacterized. Lineage: Eukaryota; Metazoa; Arthropoda; Insecta; Hymenoptera; Apidae. The record is from RefSeq and is a predicted model, not a curated record.
UUAAGAGUAAUAGACGUACCGUGUCGAGAAUGGCCGUGGUCAGGCCGGAUCCAGUCACUAGCUAAAAGCACAAUCCGCAGCUACGUGUUUUCGCGGGAUGUUCACAACACUUUUCGAACUCAGCUCGACCAGCGAUACUAUUCGAGCGGCUCGAUUCGCCACGACUUCGAAAACAAAGCGUUAGAUCUUCGUUGAAACGGUCUCACUGAUCACUGAGAAUUUACACAGUUUAAAAACGAAAGUGGCGCGUAUUCGUAACAGAAUCCACCACUAUAAUGUUAUUGCAAAUGGAUCUAAACAAAGAACGCUUCUCUGGCACAGUAACGUCGAGGAUCACGACGAUGAUGACGGCAAUUCGCCGUUCACGAAAACACGAAGAUCCGUGGUCAGCGAUCGAGGACGAGGUUCGACAGAACGUGAUAGAAUGACUACGUCACGAGAACAACGCCGCUCUCUACCAUCAACAGUAGUUACUUCAAUGUUUCGGGUGGGCGUCUCGUUUACGGUGUUUAUCGGUCGUUAUCGCGGCAAACUGACCAAGGAAACGAGAAGAGGACAAUUGAACGUGAGCGUCGGUGAAGAGGAAAGAAACACGUGCAACUCGAAAACAGGGGUGCAGUGACGCGUCACUGCUGCGGUGCGCGGCGCCCGAUUGACCAUCAGAGUCUGCCUUCCUUCAUGCGAAGAUCCCUGCCGCACGAUUUCGGCACCCCCACCCCUUGCUCAACACACUCCCGUCUCGUACAAUCUCCCUCUCUAUCAGGUUCCCUUCUCUUUCCUUUUUCGCUUCUCUCUCUAACACAGCUAGGACUAAACCGACGAGGUUGCUGCGCCUCCGGGCAAAGUCGCCGAAGCCGAGGUGGCUCCGAGACCGACCAGCGUUCCGUUUCGCCUGAGCGUGUCUAUGGGUGGAGCCAGUGAUACGCUGGCGUGGUCGUGCCUCGCUUUACCGUUCAGCAAACGUACCGACACCAUAAAGUGGGGGAAAUCGAACAAGCAACACCGUGCGACGUCGCGGCGUUCUCGAACCGGCAUUCGCGCCAACAGAACGGUUUCAACGCGAGGAUGUUGGAAAUGGGCGGUGCUUAUCAGAGGUGGCGCCCUUUGUCGUUGGACCGCGCCACAGGACGCCAUUGUCUGUUGGCGGCGCAGCAUCGUACGGCGUGCGCGACGCAUGCCGACGCCUGACGUCGCGACGCCACUCUCGCACGCAACGCCGUCGCGGCCGUCGUCAUCCUUCUGCCUCUUUUCUCUGCCUUCGGCUAGCUGCUUGAAUUUCAGCUCUGAGAGCUCGAAUGAUCUAGGCGUGUGCUUUCGAGGACUUUUCACCAAAAAUGAAGUGUUCAUCGAUACUCUUCUGCUGACAAAUGUGUGCAUUGUCGAUGAAUAGCGUGCUUCCAGCUUUACAAUUACAUCGUUACUUGGCUGUUCAAUAUAGGACGAGAGAAACCGGGACACUUUUCAUCCAUGGAUACCGGUCGUUUUGAAAAAAUGGAUCGUUGAAUGCCCGUAGAUCCUUUUUACGCUCACGGUUCUUCCCUACAGAAUUGCUGGUUUCCUAUUUUCGUCACUGGCGAAAACUUUUCUCAAUGACUAUACGAGGAACCUCGCUGAAUGUAUGUAAGUAUCCUGAACGACGUAUCCAUGAACGGAUACACCUGUAGCUACUGCUACUAUUCUCGAAAUAAUUCCAACUAUAAUAAUAAGCCUUGAGCCAAAACGAACAUAAGGAUGACGGCCCAUUGACUCCGUUUUUUGUACGAUUCAAUAGAAACGAAACGAAUUGUGCAGCCACGAUGAAUCGGCAUAGUAGCUCUCUCUAGAGGUUAGUGGCUUCAUGAAUGAAGAUGUCGUUGCUGCUCAUAGAGAAAUAACAUCGAGUCGAUCCUAUGGUUGUCCAUAAAUUAUGUCUUCCACUUCAUUUCUCUAUUUUUCAGGAUAUCUCAUCUAUUGAUGGUUGGUUGUUUACCUGUGCAACUGGAAUAAAACUGAUCGAUUUCGAAAUUGUAAAGCAAUUUUAUAUCAUUUUGUCAAUUGAAUUUACAGAAUAAUUUUUUGAAUUGUGAAUUAUAGAUUGAAAAUAGGUUAGAUUACAGAUGACAUAUAGUGCAUAUAUAUAUAAUGCUUCAUAUUACAGAAAUUUAUUUCUUUGUUAUUUUUCGUAUCGUA